UCCAUUGGGCUCGAUCAACCACUCAUCAACUCAGUUAAACAGUACACAGAAGAAGCGCGACUUUCAUCCCAAUUCACCAUUACCAAACCUUCAAAUUCCAAUUUCCCUCUUUAUAAACCCUAGAAUUUCAAUUCAAUUUCAAUUCAUCCGUUUUCAAAUUCGAAUGCUACAGUACUUCAUCCCUGUUAUGUGACAGAAUUCAUUCAUCAUCUUCUACUGUAAAUUCAUGAAAAUGGCGAAUUCCUUUUGCCGGCAAUAUCGCGAUCAAUUAUCUGAUCGUUGCUUAAAUUGGUUUCCAUGUCUUUCUGAUCCAGGUCGAAGAUCGUCAAUAUGUUUGAAGGUUGCUUUGGUUAUGAUUCAUCUCAUUUAUCUGGGAGUUUUGUUGAUUGCUGAUACAGAUAAUGUCAUCCAAACUGCUAAGAAAAACCCUUGGUACAUUGGACUAUAUCUUUUGCUUUUUGUAGCAACCUUGAUACAGUAUUUUGUCACUUCUGGUUCUUCUCCAGGUUAUGUGAUUGAUGCAAUGAGGGCUGCUAAUGAAGGGUACUCCUCUAGGGUACCCCAUAUAAACUCAAAACAGCCUGCUACGAGUAAUAAUGGGAAUGUAGUUAUUCCUGUGGAUGCCAAUACUAUGGGAAGAAGCUUCCUUGGAAGUAAUGCACCACCUUGGACCCAGCUGGUGAUGGAGAUGUAUCCUCCUGGAACCUCUACGAGACAGUUGACCUGCUCAUAUUGUAAUGUUUUACAGCCUCCUCGAGCAAAGCAUUGUCAUGAUUGUGAUAAGUGUGUUCUUCAGUUUGACCAUCAUUGUGUUUGGCUUGGAACAUGCAUUGGCCAGGGUAAUCAUUGUCGUUUUUGGUGGUACAUUUGUGAAGAGACAGCAUUAUGCCUUUGGACUGGCAUUUUGUACGCUUCGUAUCUCAAGGCUAACAUAUCUAGAUCUUGGUGGAUGGAUGCAAUCAUGAUAGUAUUGCUCAUCACUUUGUCAAUAUCUUUGAUCUUUCUGGUGCUUUUGCUUUUAUUUCACAGUUACCUUGCUUUAACAAAUCAAACUACAUAUGAGCUUGUAAGACGUAGACGAAUCCCAUACAUGCGAGCGAUUCCUGAAAGAGUAUAUCCUUUCAGCAACGGCAUGUGCCAAAAUUUUUACAACUUCUGCUGUGCUCAAAUUAGCAUAUAUAAUCUGGAACGUUUGCCAACAGCUAGAGAACUUGAAGUCAAGAGCCAAUCUCUUGCAUGUUCUGAUAUUUUAUGCUGCCGCUGUUGUUAACAUUGUGCCUGUAGUGCUCAAGAAUCAUAGUAUCAAUUCGUUAGUUUGGCCACAUUGUAAAGGUCCAUGGACAUAUGUGGUUUUUGCCUGGCUUAGAAAUUACAAUCACCGUAUGCCAGAAAUGACAUUGUGUGCCCUUUCUGGUUGUGUGCCCUUUCUGGUGUUUCCCGAUAUUUUGUUGGGAUUGGAGUUGUUGCAUUGCUCCUGUUUGGAUCAGAAUGGUGUCAACACUAGUAAAAGUAAUGGGCAAAUUUAUUCCUGGUAUUGAUGAAUCAGGUUAGUUGUGCAAUCUCUCAGAGAAGUGACGAGCGCGCACUUUUCUAUAUUUCUCACUUAAAAGUGUGCUAAAAGCAAUAAUAGGUGUGCCAAAAUCAACAUCCUUUCUCAUGGAAA
This is a messenger RNA of Chenopodium quinoa (quinoa), 1663 nucleotides long. RefSeq names its product protein S-acyltransferase 10-like. Gene Ontology annotation, cellular component: endoplasmic reticulum; Golgi apparatus. The record is from RefSeq and is a predicted model, not a curated record. Gene Ontology annotation, biological process: peptidyl-L-cysteine S-palmitoylation; protein targeting to membrane. The transcript has 11 exons. Gene Ontology annotation, molecular function: protein-cysteine S-palmitoyltransferase activity. Bases 227 to 1270 code for a protein of 347 amino acids. NCBI's taxonomy places the organism in Eukaryota, Viridiplantae, Streptophyta, Magnoliopsida, Caryophyllales, Amaranthaceae.